Odontomachus brunneus is the source of this 1814-nucleotide messenger RNA. RefSeq names its product pancreatic triacylglycerol lipase-like. Gene Ontology annotation, molecular function: lipase activity. NCBI's taxonomy places the organism in Eukaryota, Metazoa, Arthropoda, Insecta, Hymenoptera, Formicidae. The transcript has 4 exons. Bases 194 to 1246 code for a protein of 350 amino acids. The record is from RefSeq and is a predicted model, not a curated record. Gene Ontology annotation, biological process: lipid metabolic process.
ACAAAGUCGAAGUAGCAGAAUCAAUACACUCAAGAAAUAGAGUAAACAAACGCCGGAUGUUCGUGGAGCGGUCAUUAUUUUCCUUAUUUGACAUGGAUAAUAAAAUCUAAUGGAAUGAUAUAAGAAGUUUUCGGUUUAUGUAACGCUAAAGUAUAUAAAGAAUCCCCGGACUACGAUGUAAAAGAGUGUAACCAUGGCUCUUAUUGCAGCAUUCUGCGCAUUCUUGUUUUUAAAUGUGCCUUUCAAUACGGCCCAGCUUGUAGGUCGCCGACUAUCACUUCAAAACAUUCAAGACUUUCACCCCGAGAAUGGUCUUUUUGAAAUUUUCAUGAACCCGGCAUCGAUUGUUUCAAAUGAUCACACGGUGAUCGGCGAUGUCCUCGACUUGGAUAUCAAAGCGGAGGAUGUGACGUACGAUCUUUAUACUAAGGACAACAAGGACGAAGCUGUGAUCCUACGAACAGGUGAUACCGCUCAGUUGAAGGAUUCUCCGUUUAAUCCUGACUGGCCGACUAAGAUCAUUAUUCACGGAUGGAUAGAGAACGGAGAUGCGUUUUGGUAUCAUGACAUUCGACGGAAUUACCUUAGCAUCGGAGAUUACAACAUAAUUUGCGUCAACUGGUUCCCCGGCGCGAACAAGGAAUACCUAACGUCCGUGAGACUUACUCGUCAGGUGGGAGAAUAUGUGGCUGCGUUUCUGGAAUUUCUCGGAUCGGAGACGGAGAUCUCCUUCGACGAUAUUCACGUUUUGGGACACAGUCUAGGCGCCCAUGUAGCCGGGUCCGUUGGCAGCUCCUCAUUGAAGAAACUCGGCCGGAUCACCGGUCUCGAUCCGGCCAGACCAGCGUAUGAAACACCUUAUCUGAAGGACACAGAAGAGCGACUGGAUUCCACGGACGCGAAUUUCGUGGAUGUUAUCCAUACCUGCGCCGGUGGCUUAGGCUUCGUCAGACCGAUCGGCCACGUGGACUUUUAUCCAAAUGGAGGAACGUUUAGGCAACCCGGAUGUCCGAUAUUUUCAACCCAGUCUUGCAGUCACUUCAGAUCGCAUCAAUUCUUUAUCGAGUCGAUUGUGCGUCCCGAUGCUUUUGUCGCCGUACAGUGCCCCAACUGGAUGGACUUCCAGCUGAGUAAAUGCGGCAGCAACACCACCGCUGUCAUGGGUGAAUUCGUCAGCACUGACGCUCAGGGUACCUUCUAUCUGGAGACCAACGCGCAGUCGCCGUUCGGAAAGGGCGAGAUAUAAUGAGAGAGGCGAAGGAAGUUUUGGAGAAGCUUUGCACGUUUAUACAUACAUUAUACGGUUAUAUAUAUAUAUAUAUAUAUAUAUAUAUAUAUAUAUUUAUAUAUAUAUAUAUAUUUUAUUAUAAUUAGUGAUACCGCGGGGAAACGUACAAAAGAGUAGAAAGUAUCUUAUCUACACAUACGACGUUCAUUACAAAUAUAUUACGAUACAAAAUAGAACGGUGAUAAAAAGUGACACGUAUUAUUCAAAGUUAUAUUCAACGAUGUCGAACGAUAUAUGUCGGACAAACUUGACUGUUUAAGCUAUUGCAGCAAGCGUUGCCUCUUUAUCGAACGGUUUCUCGACUUCAUCUCCGAAUAGCGUGCGGUACUUUCGGCGCACUGUGUCCCAGUCGACGACGUUUUGUAUUCUAGGAACGUUGCUCAAGGACCAUUGACUAUCAGCCGGGCUCGAUUGAAGUAAGGAGAAGUUGACAUUGCUCUUUGCUCGUGAUGUUGGAAGUAUUCUAUUAUUCUAAAAAUAAAACCUUAUAUUCGUAAAAUACCUAUAAGUGGCCAUUUAACAAUUA